This is a messenger RNA of Closterium sp. Yama58-4, 1452 nucleotides long. The record is from the annotation of a GenBank genome assembly. NCBI's taxonomy places the organism in Eukaryota, Viridiplantae, Streptophyta, Zygnematophyceae, Desmidiales, Closteriaceae.
AUGAUCCGGUCCGGGGGCUUCUCUGUCUCACUCCCUUUUUCUCCCCCCUCCCCCCUCCCUCCUCCCCACUUAUUUCCAGAAUCUGCGCUGGAGAAGGUGGUGGGUGCGUCGGGCAUCGCAGUGAGUGACGACGAUAUGAUUUGGAGCGCGGUUGCUUCUCUGUCUCACUCCCUACUCCUCCUCCCUUUCCUGUCCGCCCCUACACCAGAAUUCGCGCUGGAGAAGGUGGUGAGUGCGUCGGGCAUCGCAUUGAGUGACGAUGAUAUGAUUUGGAGCGCGGUUGCUUCUCUGUCUCACUCCCUACUCCUCCUCCUCCCUUUCCUGUCCGCCCCUACACCAGAAUCCGCGCUGGAGAAGGUGGCGGAUCUAGACAAGGUGGUCCGCAGGGUGACGCCGCGGCUUUGCAUUGCUCCUCUCCUCACUUCCUUCCAACCCCCUCCCCCGCCCUCCCCCCCGUACCCUCCCCAGGCGGACCUAGCCAAGGUGGAUCGCAGGGUGACACCGUGGUUGGUAGUUAUGUUCCACGAGGCGUGGUAUCACAGCAACAAGGAGCACCACCUCAGUGGGGAGGCCAUGCGGGUGGCGCUGGAGAAGACGCUGUAUGAUGCGCGCACGGAUGUGGUGGUGUGUGGUCACGUGCAUUCCUAUGAGCGCACGGUGAGUUGGGGGCAAGGGUGGGAAGGGAAGGGUGAACAUGAGCGGACGGCGAGUGUGAGGCACCUCAGAAGGUGCCUGGCUCUGGAGCAGCUGCUGUAUGAUGCGCGCACUGAUGUGGUGGUGUGCGGCCACGUGCAUGCUUCUGAGCGCACGGCGAGUUGGAGAGCGGAGACGGGGCGCUGGGGCAGAUGCUGCAUGCCAGGGCUGAUGUGGUUUGUGGAUACUACAUGCACCCUCACCGUGUCAUCGUCUGUAUCCCCUCGCCUCACCGUGUCAUCGUCUGUAUCCCCUCGCCUCACCGUGUCAUCGUCUGUAUCCCCUCGCCUCACCGUGUCAUCGUCUGUAUCCCCUCGCCUCACCGUGUCAUCGUCUGUAUCCCCUCGCCUCACCGUGUCAUCGUCUGUAUCCCCUCGCCUCACCGUGUCAUCGUCUGUAUCCCCUCGCCUCACCGUGUCAUCGUCUGUAUCCCCUCGCCUCACCAUGUCAUCGUCUGUAUCCCCUCGCCUCACCGUGUCAUCGUCUGUAUCCCCUCGCCCUCUCCUCUCUCUUGUCGCCACUCCCGUACUCUUGUCCAUUCGCAUCGUCUGCUCAGCUCCCUCCUCACCUCAACCUGUGCCAUGCUGCAUCCCACCGCUGCAUCCCACCGCUGCAUCCCACCGCUGCAUCCCUCUGCUGCAUCCCACCGCUGCAUCCCACUGCUGCUGUUGCACGCUCCUCCCACAAUAUCAGUGGAUGAAUCUGAAUACCAGUGCGUAUUUCGCCGUUGCACGCUCCUCCCACAAUAUCAGUGGAUGA